Molecule: messenger RNA, 428 nt
Organism: Zychaea mexicana
Lineage: Eukaryota; Fungi; Mucoromycota; Mucoromycetes; Mucorales; Lichtheimiaceae
Exons: 5
Coding region: 73-402 (109 amino acids)
Source: RefSeq, a predicted model, not a curated record
GGAGGAUCCGGAUACCAUGCAAGCCGUCAAACGUUCGCGAAAAAUCACCACUGUUGUAUCUACGACCCGAGGAUGAAGCAUCUGUUUCUUCUCAAAAUACUGAACAAUCUGAAGAGGAAGAAUGCGCUGCUCCAAUUUCUGACAGCGAAACCGAUGGUAGCUCUUACAACCCAAACAGCCGAAGUGAAUGUUCAGAAUACUCAAAAAAUCCUUCGAAAACGCAAAGUUGCCUAUGGUUACUUGGUCGGUGGUGGCUUGGAACAGUAUGAUCGCCCAUUCAAUUGCAAAAAGUGGGUCAGUUCGGAAAUGGAUUUGGUAGAUGUUUUUUUAAAAGUACAGUCUACCCCCGUUAACGUCAACCCUCAGGAUACCAGCAAAAGUGCUGACCAUAUCGAGGGUUGACGACCACCGGGGGUAGAGAAUAGGCA